CCACUAAGAGCUCGUCAUGCGCCUCCGCCUUCGAAUCGAGCGUAACGAACUUCCACCAACUCAAAUCCUUCACUCCAUCCCGUCGACGCAGACUUCGCAGACCAUCGCGCAAUUUCUCCAAAACAUCAACGUCCUCUUCCCGCUCGAAUCCACCAAUUGGGACAUUUCUGACUACGCCGUUCUGGUUGGAGGUUACGAAGCUACGCACUAUACAGAGGUUGGCCAGGCUUUCAAGGAUGAAGACGAAGUAGUCAUCAAGCCGCUGGGCUUUGCGGAACUACGUGCGAGGAGCAUCACAGGACGAGAUCAGAUUAGUGAAGAUGGGAGACAUCUACUGGAUGGAAUUCCGUUUGGUAGACCAAUGCUGAAGAGGCCGAGGCGACCGGAGGUGAACAUUCCCGCUAGGAAGAGGCAGAGGGUUGAAGAUGUGACGGAGGCCGUGAGGGAGGAAGAAUGGGAUGACGAGGAUGAUGAAGACUUUGAGGAUGGGGGGGAAGUGGAUGAGGAGAGUGAAGAGGAAGAGGAGGAGGAGGAGGAAGAGCAAGAGGAAGAUGAGAGUGAGGACGAGCUUCGAGAAGAAGUUGAUAGACCUGUGGAGAAGAUUGCCGUCAAGUCCAGCGCAAAAUCAGCGGGGAAGGUCAGCAGUAACAGUUCCAGUGAUAGUUCAGAGGACGACAGCGAUUCGACUAAUAGUGAUAGCAGCUCGAGUGGAAGCGAUAGCGACUCGGGUGACAGCGACAGCGACAGCUCGAGUGCUUCGAGUUCGAGCGCGAGCGAAGCGUCGUGGGACGGUAUUGAUGAGCACACGGCCAUCAAAACAGGAUCAGCUCCCACAAGAGUGGCAGCAAAGGCAGAAGUUGCCAAGGCUGCGCAAACGUCACGAAACACUGGACUGCCGAAGCAAGGAGAUCCUAGAACUAAGGAGAGGAACACCCGUAGGAGGGACUCGAAAAGGCUCAAGCAUCUCAAGAACGCAGGUCUAUUGCCGCAGACUGCCACUUUGCAGGACAUGUACACCUGGCAGCGGAAUUGUAAUCUAGAUGAAAAUGGUGCGAACAAAGCGAUAAUGGAAUCGGAGCGCAAGAAAUUGCUGGACCAAAUCGCAUCUGGAGGUGUCGAUAUUACAAGUAGUCGCUCUGCCGGGCAGGAAGGCGAGGACGAUGAUGAGCCGCCGGAAGAGGAGUCAAGCCGGCCCAACAAAGUACGAUCACUUGCCGUGAACGUCGGUGUCAGUGAUGCGGCCAGUACCCAGAUCAUCACUGAGAUCCAACAGGCCGCGGGUGCUAAUUCUCGGAAGCUGCCAGAAGUGCUAGCCCCAGAGGCUAAUGUUGAGUCGCAUCAAGCUCCUGCAGCAAAACGUGCGCGUCUGGAUACGAAGAGUAUGAAGCGCCUUGUCUUUGGCUCGCUCGGCCUCGGUACUCCAAAGACGCAGGAGGAUCGCGAAGCUGUGCAGAAGAAGCUUGCAGCCCGCCCUAAGCGCGCGGCAACUGCUACCCCUUCGGUCGAUCAGGUGCCAGAGCUGAUUGCUGAAGAGGAGGAAGAUCCUGAUUCUUGGCGCGACAAGAUCGUGCUGACUGCCGUAGAAUGUGUUGAUGCAGAUGUGACCCUCACUGCGCCACCUUUCCCGUUUCAGCAACGAUGGGAUCCGCAAUACCAAUUCACCAAAAAGCGAAAGAUACCGAGAGGACGCAAAUCUGGCGGUCAGAGCAAUGGUGAAUACAAACCCUACGAUCCAAGCUACGACCAGCUCGAAUCUGCUAGACCCGACAAAUACAAUCAAGGCACUGGCAGUGAUGCUCUCAACUAUGACGAUGACGAGGAAGAUGAUGAAGAUGAUGAAUCGUAUUGGGAGGAAGGUGCGCUUUUGGGCAACGACGACGGAGAGGCAGAAGACGCAGAUGAAGACGACAUCUUCCCCCCAGUGCCGGCCAACAUAACUAGCUUACCUCCGCUAGCAGCUGCCGAGGCGAAGACUGGCGACUUCGUCAUAUAUCAAGAACUUUCCGUCUCCGCGGCUACGAGUUGGCAGCCCAAGAUCACAGCUCAGGUCGCGCACAUUAAGUCUUGCAACGAAGACGGUAGCUGGACCAUUCUCCUAAAGCAGAAUAGGCCAAAAGAGUACGCUGCAGACGGCACUCGAAUCUAUAGUAAGUUCGAGAUGGAGAACUUCAGCGACGAUGGCAACGAUGAAAAAACCAAAAGGGUGCUAUAUGCCGAGCUGCAAGAUCCAAGAUUACUGCAUCGCCCCAUGUUCGAUCUGGAGGGUUCGUAAAAUGAACUUGUCAGGAUCACAUCGCGCCCAAUUGAGGAGAAUCGAGAUCAUCUUGCACAGCUCUCAAGUCCGCAUUCCAGUCUCUCAAUGGGAAGAAAUUUGCGGUUGAUGUGGCUGACAGGCGCCCGCGAGACGCUGGACAUCGGAAAGACAUCGAGGCUCAUGUCAAAAGAGGGCACGCAGGGAAAGCCACUCAUCUGGCGAAGAAGCUGUGCCGCUCGCUGGCGGUGCUCGCCGCGCCACUAGACUUUCAAGCUGGACGAAGGUGAACCAUACCCGGAUGUAGAUGGCGCGUCCUCAGCCACCUCCAAAACGAGUGCGAAUUGCAGAAAAAAGAAGAAAUACCGCCGGUUAAGCUCAUGCUGCAUUUUCAGACGCAUUUGAGAAGUUAUGCCUAGCUUCAUAUCGGUACCGGAGGCCAAAAUACUAGGUCUGUCUCCGUCGGGUAUGGCAUUUGAUUGGGGUGCAUUGUGAGUAAUGUCUGGUUAUGGGGCUCAUGGCUCCGGCUCUCCAUCAGGUACGUACGUGCGUAAUAAUAGCAGGGGCGGAUUCCUGACUCGACAGUGGUCUAUGGAAAGUAGUAUCAUGUUCAUAGCCUCAAUACGCC
Molecule: messenger RNA, 2879 nt
Organism: Sphaerulina musiva SO2202
Lineage: Eukaryota; Fungi; Ascomycota; Dothideomycetes; Mycosphaerellales; Mycosphaerellaceae
Exons: 1
Coding region: 17-2272 (751 amino acids)
Source: RefSeq, a predicted model, not a curated record